GGUGGUUAGUCGCGGAGUGAUACCGAGCGGGAGUUGCGGGAGGCUGAAGCGGCUUCAGACAGCAGGAGCAGCAGCUGCAGUAGCAGCAGCAGCGAUCGCAAUUGUCAAGCUGUGGUGUCGCUAUCAUCAUCAUCGUCGUCGUUGUUUUACUUUGGUUUUAUAAAGGGAUACCACCACCGAUAACCAGGGAGAAGCAGCAGCUGCAGCAGCAGCCUUUGCGAAGCCGGGAUCACCCAAAACACAGCAGCUGAAACGGCGAGAAGCGCCGCUGCCCUCCUGUGACCCCGUGCUGCCCUCCUGUGACCCCGUGCUGCCCCCCUGUGGCCCCGUGCUGCCCCCCUGUGGCCCCGUGCUGCCCCCCUGUGGCCCCGUGCUGCCCCCCCCUGUGGCCCCGUGCUGCCCCUGAGAGAAGGAGAGGGGCAGCCCUCGCGCCUCCAACCUCAGAGAGAGAGAGAGGAGCUGUACGCAGCCAUGGAGGAGGAGAAGGCGCGCGGCUACGUACUCGAGCUGGAGACGGAGCGGGACAAGCUGGGCAGCAGCCAGGGACUGUGCAAGCGACUCAUCCAGGAAGAGAUCACGCGAGUUCGCCACGCUGCGAGCAAGCGGGAUGAGCCCAAGUACCUGGAGAUCCUGGCUAACAAGUCCAUCAAGCUGUCCGAGAAGGUGCUCAUACCGGUGAAGGAACACCCCAAGUUCAACUUCAUCGGGAAGCUGCUGGGGCCGAAGGGAGAGACGCUGAAGCAGCUGCAGGCCAGCACGGGCGCCCGCAUGGCCAUUUGCGGGCGGGGGUCGAUGAGGGACAAGCAGAAGGAGGAGGAGCUGCGAAACGGCGCGGAGCUCAAGUACGCCCACCUCAAGGAGCAGCUGCACGUGUUCGUGAUGGUGAACGCGCCGCCCAAGGAGGCGUAUGCACGCAUGGCGGCCGCCAUCGCCGAGCUGCAAAACUUCCUCCAGCCGGACUACGAAACGAACGGGCAGUCGAGUUACAUGAACGGCGAAGAGGAGGAGGCCUACGCCCUGGUGCCAGCUCCCGCGAGCCAUGGGCCGCCCGGGAGAGGCCGCCCCGUGUCUCGUCAAGCCCCCCACCACAUGGCACGCAGCAGCAGCAGUGGCCACGUGGUGGCUGCGGUAGCGCUGCCCAUGUCUCGCCCCGUGCGCGUGGUGCGCGCGCCGCACGGCGCCGUGCCAGGCGCGGUGCCCUCCCGCCCCCAUGCGCGCGACGCCCACGACGUGUACAUGGCGGCGCCGGCGCCAACGCACGGAGAAUACGAAUACGAGGAGGAGACGUACACAGUCAGCUACGAGAACACCGCGUCCAACCCCAGCAGCAGCGCACGGUACUACGCGUACGGACACGAAGAAUACGGUCCCGAGGAGUGGUCCCGAGCGCCGCAGGCCCCGCUCAAGGCGGACCCGCCGAGCCGCGUGCGCAAGGGCGUCUAUCGUCCCCAUCCCUACGAUAGAUACUGAAUCCGUCCGUGCCGGGGGGGGCGGGCUGGCGGGCGGGGGGGGGGGCGAGCGGGCUGAAGGGCCGGCCGUCGUCCCACCUGAGAGGUCGGGUAACCCCGCCGCCGCCGCCGCCGCCGCCGCCACGGCCCCCCCUUCUCUUCGUCCCGACAAACGCUCUCCGUUGCCGCAAGCUCGCCCG
This is a messenger RNA of Petromyzon marinus (sea lamprey), 1648 nucleotides long. Its product is annotated as KH domain-containing, RNA-binding, signal transduction-associated protein 2-like. The record is from RefSeq and is a predicted model, not a curated record. NCBI's taxonomy places the organism in Eukaryota, Metazoa, Chordata, Hyperoartia, Petromyzontiformes, Petromyzontidae. Gene Ontology annotation, molecular function: mRNA binding. Gene Ontology annotation, biological process: regulation of alternative mRNA splicing, via spliceosome. Gene Ontology annotation, cellular component: nucleus.